GAAAAUAUUGGAAUGUGGAGUUUUUGGGGGUCUGAUUCUGACUCUGACACUCUCUCUCAGAAAAUUCUUACAUUUUCACAAUCAAUUCUCGAUUCCGAUCAAACAGUUCGCCGCCGGCAAUAAUCGGCGACGGUGUAGUGAAACUCGGCGGCAGUUUAUUCCUCGGAGUAGAAAUUAUCUCAAGAUCUGAAUUAGAUUCUAUAAUAAAGGCGUAAGCCGGAAAUUAACGAAGGAGAGAGCUGGAGACCGUACAGGAAGGGAAGCAGAAGGGUCCGCCUGCGGCCACCAACGGUCAGAUCCGGUAUCGAUCGCCGUCAUCUGCUGAGCUUCUAGAAGGUCAGACGAAUUCUCCGCCGUCAGAUCAAGAUCAUCAUCUUCAUAAUCAUCAUAGUCAGGGCUUUUUUGAAUCGGAGAAAAUGUCGAAGCGUCCUGGUGGAGGUCGGCCUCUGGGUCAUGAUUCUAUAGGGGAUAAGAUCCAGAGGUACAGAGGGAUUUUGUUGCUCAUUUCUGUGCCUUUGCUUCUCGUUACGUUUAUUGUUUACGUGAUGCCUACGCGUUCUGAAUACUCCAUUGCUAAUCGCAAGGUUUCGCCUACAGCACUUAGAUCCAAGGCUUCUUAUGCCGUUAUUUUUGAUGCUGGUAGCUCAGGUAGUCGCGUUCACGUAUUUAAUUUUGAUGGAAACCUUGAUCUGGUCCCCAUUGGUGGCAAUCUCGAGCUUUUCUUACAGAUUAAACCAGGACUAAGUGCAUAUGCUGAUAAUCCUCGUUCUGCUGCCGAAUCUUUGAUUGGUCUUCUUGAUAAAGCACAAGAGGCAGUUCCCAAAAAGCUGCGUUCUUCCACUCCAGUUCGAGUUGGGGCAACUGCUGGCUUGAGAUCUUUGCCUGGAGAUACGUCUGAACGCAUUUUGCAAGAAGUUAGGGAUUUACUGAGAGAGAGAAGCAGUUUCAAACUUGAGCCAAAUGCAGUGUCUGUUAUUGAUGGAACUCAAGAAGGAUCCUAUCAAUGGGUCACAAUAAAUUUCUUGCUUGGCAAUUUGGGGAAGAAAUAUGGAAAUACAGUUGGAGUUGUGGACCUUGGAGGUGGAUCGGUUCAAAUGGCUUAUGCUAUCUCCGAAGCAGCUGCUGCUAAGGCACCAAAACCAACAGAGGGAGAGGACACAUAUGUGAAGGAAAUGUAUCUUAAAGGCAGAAAAUAUUACCUCUAUGUUCACAGUUACUUGCGUUAUGGCUUAUUAGCAGCUCGAGCAGAGAUUUUGAAGGUUUCUGGAGAUUCUGAAAACCCUUGCAUUUUGGGCGGCUACGAUGGGUCUUUAAAAUAUGGAGGGCAAUCCUACAAGGCUUCAGCUCCCUCAUCUGGCUCAAGCCUUGAUGAGUGCAAGACAAUAACUGGAAAGGCUCUUAGAAUAAGAGACACGUGUUCACACAUGAAAUGCACAUUCGGUGGGGUUUGGAAUGGCGGAGGAGGGGAUGGCCAAAGGAAUCUUUUCGUUGCUUCAUUUUUCUUCGACAGGGCUGCUGAGGCUGGUUUGGUCAAACCCAGUGACAAUGUUGCUAGGGUUCGUCCUUCAGAUUUUGAAGACGUAGCUAAGCGAGCUUGUCAAACUAAACUCAAAGACGCAAAAGCUUUAUAUCCACGAGUCGACGAGUCUAACUUGCCAUACAUUUGCAUGGACCUCGUUUACCAGUACAGCUUGCUUGUCGAUGGUUUCGGUGAGUUUAUUUCUCGGUUUGAAUCAUCCAAUCUGUAUUCUGUCAUAUUUGAAUUCGUUAGGUAUUUAUUACUUUCAUCAUUAAAACAGGUCUGGAUCCAUGGCACGAGAUUACAUUGGUGAAACAAGUUAAAUACAACAAUGACUUCGUCGAAGCAGCUUGGCCUCUAGGCAGCGCCAUAGAGGCGGUAUCAUCAUGAACAUAAUUGGCGAAAGGAUGACACGAUCAGCAGCUAACGCAAAGUUGAGCAUCAUCUUCCCCCGAGCAACACACUGCCCCGGAGGUCAGCCUCAUAAUAUUUUGGUAUAAAAUUGGAUUCGGAAUUUGAUUUUGGUAUAUAGAUAUCAAAUAAUUGGAGAUUUGUAGUUAGUCUCAUUUUUUUUUCUUCUUUAAUUACCAUUGAGAGAAUUUGCUGAAAUUAGUUCAUUUAGAUUUAUUUAGUCGAUCCUUCGUGGUCGAAAAAUAUUGGCGUAUUCUUAUUCCAUUUAUGUCACUACUGCUCAUUUUUUUCCCUAUAUAUUUUGUUUUGGGUCUUUAGCAAAAGGCUAUACUUAGAUUUAUGUCUCGAAUUAUGAUUUAUAGAUUAUUAUGUCAAAUUAUUCAGUAUUAUAAAAUCACAUUUAAUGUUUUUAAGU
This is a messenger RNA of Cannabis sativa, 2345 nucleotides long. Its product is annotated as apyrase 2. The transcript is spliced from 9 exons. The record is from RefSeq and is a predicted model, not a curated record. Bases 417 to 1832 code for a protein of 471 amino acids. NCBI's taxonomy places the organism in Eukaryota, Viridiplantae, Streptophyta, Magnoliopsida, Rosales, Cannabaceae. Gene Ontology annotation, biological process: nucleoside diphosphate catabolic process. Gene Ontology annotation, molecular function: nucleoside diphosphate phosphatase activity. Gene Ontology annotation, cellular component: membrane.